Hemicordylus capensis (graceful crag lizard) is the source of this 2494-nucleotide messenger RNA. RefSeq names its product CYFIP-related Rac1 interactor A-like. Gene Ontology annotation, biological process: regulation of actin filament polymerization. NCBI's taxonomy places the organism in Eukaryota, Metazoa, Chordata, Lepidosauria, Squamata, Cordylidae. Bases 548 to 1636 code for a protein of 362 amino acids. The transcript is spliced from 10 exons. The record is from RefSeq and is a predicted model, not a curated record. Gene Ontology annotation, molecular function: small GTPase binding.
AAGGCCAGGGGGUGGGGACUUUCCAUGGCUGCUGGCAGCAGGAGUCACUGCUCUCCACACAUUUGGGGCAAUGGGGGGUCACUUGACAGGUCUGCUUUCAAGGUGGCAGCGGCGGCAGUGGCAGCGACCACAUGGAGGCCCCUCCAGCAUCUGAGUGCUGGUGCUGGCUCUGCUGCCAGGGCCUUCAGCUGCUGGUGUGCAAUGGGAUUCAGAGCUUUUCCGUGGGGUUAUGGCGAUCCCCUUGCGGGGAAGUGCUUUGGAACAGUUUCAUGCUCAAAUUGGCCCUCCGUGGGGCACACCCAACUUGCCAGCCACAGGCCUUGUUGAACACCCCAAAAGCUUGUUGGAGAACAGCCACUCCCUGCCCCUCCCAUUGGUCUUCCUUCCCAUCAAUCAACAUUCAUCUCCAGGGGCAGGAAGAGGUGGGCUGGAGCAGCAACAAUAUCCCUCCCUGGUUUUUCUUCCCUUGAUUGGUUGGGAACUGAGAAAGAAUUCCUAAAUUGCUCCUGAGGUUCUGGCAGAACCCCCUCCUCACCAGAGAGGUGCAAUGGGCUGGAUCCCAGCAGCUGGUUGGCGUCCAUGUUCCAUGGUCAAGACUGGUUGCUGCUGGAGACCUCUUCCUGCCGCCACCCAGAUGGGGUUGCCUUCCACGGUGGCAUCCUCGCCGGGGCCUCCCCUCCUUCCUCACCUCACUGCCCAUCAUGCUUUUCUCCCUCUUGUCUCUUCUCUUGCAGAUGCUCAGCCCACAGAAGCCGAGACAGCUGUCUGGAACCAGGUGAAUGCUGUCCUGGAGGAAGCCCAGACCAUCCUGGCCGAACUGCAGUCGUACACUGGAGCUGGCCAAGAGAUUAGAGAGGCAAUCCAAAACCCCAGCGACUGGCAGCUCCAGGAGAAGGCCUGGAGUGCGGUGUGUCCUCUUGUGGCCAAGCUGAAGCGCUUCUAUGAGUUCUCGCUCCGACUCGAGAAUGCCUUGCGGAGCCUGCUGGAAGCCCUCACCAGCCCGCCCUAUGCCCCGACUCAGCACCUGGAGAGGGAACAGGCCCUGGCCAAGCAGUUUGCCGAGAUCUUGCACUUCACCCUCAGUUUCGAUGAGCUCAAGAUGACCAACCCUGCCAUCCAGAAUGACUUCAGCUACUACAGAAGAACCAUCAGUCGAAAUCGAAUCAACAAUCUGCAGUUAGAUGCCGAGAGCGAAGUGAACAAUGAAAUGGCCAAUCGGAUGUCCCUCUUCUACGCAGAGGCCACCCCAAUGCUGAAAACUCUGAGCAAUGCCACCACUAAGUUUGUGUCAGAGAACAAAACUCUUCCGAUUGAGGACACGACGGACUGUUUAAGCACCAUGGCCUGUGUCUGCCGGGUGAUGCUGGAAACGCCGGAAUACCGGAGCCGGUUCACCAACACGGAAACCCUCCUUUUCUGCAUGCGAGUGAUGGUGGGAGUCAUCAUCCUCUAUGACCACGUCCACCCCGUGGGGGCUUUUGCCAAGACCUCCAAAAUUGAUAUGAAAGGCUGCAUCAAGGUCUUGAAAGAGCAGCCGUCCAACAGCACAGAGGGUCUCCUGAAUGCCCUGAGGUAUACCACCCGGCACCUCAAUGAUGACACCACCUCCAAGCAGAUCCGGGCUCUGCUUCAGUGAAGGCCUCCUGGGCUCCAGCAGAGGACCGUGGCCAGAGACCUGGAGCAAAAGCUCUGAUCCACAUACCUUCAGCAGAAGUGGUAUUAAUGUUGACAUAUUGCUAUAAAUAACCAUUGGCCAUCCUAUUACUCAUUUUGUAAAAAGGGAGGAGGAGGAGGAGGAGGAGGAGGAGGAGGAGGAGGAGGAUGGGGGCGGGGUUUUAAAUUAUAUAAAUAUAUAGAGAGAGAGAUAUAAAUACACACGUGCAGAGAGAGAGAGCUGUAGGGAGCUGCUGUAGCAGACGACCCAGGCAGGCAGCCACUCAGUGGCAGCUUGCUCCUCUCCCCAGAUGCUUGGCGCAAUCCAGCACAGACGGGGGGGGGGGGCUCCCGUGGGUGUCGCCUGAUUGUCCUCCUCGUCGCGCUUGGCGUCUGUGUGCGUCAUGUGUCCAGUCCUCAGCCCUUACAAUCUGCCAGAGCUGGACCAACUUUGGGAGGGAAGCCGGGCAGGUGCAGCCCCAGCCGGAGAAAGGCGGGUCGCUGCCGGAAGAGUGAGCCGCCUGCCCUGGAGAAGCAGCGGAGGACAGGUCUGCCUGUGGCUUUACUGAGCCAGGAGAGGGCUGCUGCGGAGAGAGGUUCUCUUCCUUGAGGUAGGAUGAAUGUGCUUGGGAAACAAAUGACUCUUGAUCGGGGCUAACUGGAAUGAUGGAGGGAUGAUGACUCCAGACAUCAUCGUUAAAACUUUCAGCACAGAUUCCAUUCAAAAUGGUUCAGCCACACCUUUUAGAUUUUUAAUAUAAACAAAAUCCACUCACCUGUUAUUUUGUACAUUUUUGUGUCAAAUAAAAAAAGAAAAUUAAUCUAUUGUGACAGAACGUCA